AUGGAACAUCUGAUUUUAGAAUGUAUCUAUCCCGAUGGUAGUCGAUAUAAAGGAAAUCUCAGAGGGGGUAAGAGACAUGGACGUGGUACCUACGAUUAUGUCAAUGGUGAGAAAUAUGAGGGCGAAUGGGCUGAUGAUCAAACAAAUGGAAUGGGAAUUCGCAACUUUCCCAAUGGAAAUCGAUAUGAAGGAAAUGAAAGAAAUGGUAAGCGGCAUGGUUAUGGUAUCUACUAUUUCGUCAAUGGAGAGAAAUAUGAGGGCGAUUGGGCCAAUGAUAAAAAGAGUGGAAGUGGAAAAUAUACAUGGCCGCAAAACCUUCAAUAUGAAGGAACGUUCAGAGAUGAUAAAAAGCAUGGACAUGGUAUAUUAAGGUUCGCCAGUGGUCGUGUUCGACAAGGCAUUUGGGAAAGUGACAAAUUUAUUGGUUGA
Molecule: messenger RNA, 429 nt
Organism: Rotaria sp. Silwood1
Lineage: Eukaryota; Metazoa; Rotifera; Eurotatoria; Philodinida; Philodinidae
Source: the annotation of a GenBank genome assembly